This is a messenger RNA of Micropterus dolomieu (smallmouth bass), 717 nucleotides long. RefSeq names its product mitochondrial ribosomal protein L33 (gene mrpl33). Gene Ontology annotation, molecular function: structural constituent of ribosome. Gene Ontology annotation, biological process: translation. The record is from RefSeq and is a predicted model, not a curated record. Lineage: Eukaryota; Metazoa; Chordata; Actinopteri; Centrarchiformes; Centrarchidae. The transcript is spliced from 4 exons. Gene Ontology annotation, cellular component: ribosome; mitochondrion. The coding region runs from base 122 to 319 and encodes 65 amino acids.
CCUUUAAGGGAACCCGGAAGUACUUCAAACCGGACGUCCAGGUUUCUCAAUGUGACUUACCGUGGCCACAACACUGUUAUGGUUUGAUUCUGUCUUCAGGUAGUGGUUUAAAGACUACAAAAUGUUUCUUACCACCGUAAACUUGGCCAAGGCAAAAUCGAAGACCGUCCUGGUGCAGAUGGUGAGCGCUGCGGGGACAGGCUACUUCUUCAACACAAAGAGGAAUCGUCUCAGAGACAAGCUGGUUCUGCGCAAACAUGAUCCAUUUGUGAACAAGCAUGUCCUAUUCUUUGAGAAGAGGAAGAUCAAAUCUAUUUAAUUAGGCACCAGAAUAUAUGGACAACAUAAACCUGCUAGGUUUAAACGGACUCUUCUUUUUUUUAUUGCAAUGGAUUACACAUUUGUGUUCGGCUGGCUGACAUGUUUUCAGAGGACUUCUUCUUGGAUCUGUUAAAUGGCCUCUUGUCUCUCCACUGCGCCAGAUCAGCAUGAUGCAAACCCCGACAGAACUUCAAGAAAGUCUUGAUUACCACCAUUAAAGAAGAAACUACUACUCAUUUGUUAAAGUGAUGUUAUUUAUUGGAGCCACCACAGCCGAUCUAAUGCUGUUAAAUCAUGGAAUAGCAUGUUACGGUGCUGUUAAGCAGUAUUAUACAGUAUCGCUGAUAUGACGAAUGAAUUAAACAAUUGAGAUUAAACAAGUUUUACAAAAACAAA